Molecule: messenger RNA, 1251 nt
Organism: Eremomyces bilateralis CBS 781.70
Lineage: Eukaryota; Fungi; Ascomycota; Dothideomycetes; Eremomycetales; Eremomycetaceae
Exons: 2
Coding region: 1-1251 (416 amino acids)
Source: RefSeq, a predicted model, not a curated record
AUGGGUUCCACACUCGAUGAAAUCGUUCGAGGCUAUUCGGCCUUGAACGAGGAGAUGCAGGUUCUUUUCCAGGAAUGUCGUGCACUCCAAGCAAAGCUCGACGGACGAUGCCCGGUCGGGUCACAAGGGACCCCUUCACAGCCGGCUGAUAUCGAAGAGCACUUACAUAGUCGAGGGGGGUGUAUCGACAAUAAGAAAGAGCCAUGUCAACGAUCAUCGCAUGAUACCUGCACGAACUGGUUGUCCGUCCUCCUAGACCACCCGGAUGAUACCCGCAGAAAGCGAGCCUUGGACAUUCAAAUAGCAAAUAAUCUCAUUGACGGGAUGAACAACGCCGCCCGCUGUCCCGUCUCGGGGAAACCCGCGUCCCCGAAAAAUAAUGCUCAACCCGCUAUCGGAUGUCCCUUCGCGUCGCGGCAAUCUAAACUAACCCUCCCAUCCGCCCAUAUCUCUGCAAACCCCGCCGAUGCUAGCUCUGCCGUAGGUGACCCCAUCGCCGCCGAACUCGGCACCGCCGCGCCCACCAGCAUCCCUUUCUCCUGUCCCUCCGGCUCGGGCGACAGCUCCACGGCGGUGUGCCCGAUUCGGUAUCUCGACCUCCAUUCCCCGGAGGAGAUCGCGGAGUACUUCCAAAAGCACAAGCACGAGAUCCCGCGGAGCCACGAGGUGUGUGUGCGGAGGUAUCAGACGAAUUCCGACAGCGUGCGGCGGCUGGAUGCGAAGUAUGGGAAUAUGGUGAGCAUGAUCCAGGGGCUGAGCGUGAAGCACAAAGAUCUGCUACCACCGAAAGAGGAGGAGGAGUUACAGAUGGAGGCGAGCGGGGAGCGGGUGCAGCAGUGGAGUGAGGAGGUGCGCAAGCCGGAGCGGAGGGAUGGCUCGGAGGUGAAGGAUGGGAGAGAGCAGCGGUUCGAUCGGCCGCUGCGGGAGGUGCGGUUGGGAGAGUCGCCGACGCGGCCGUGGGGGGUGCCGAUCCCGGUUGAAUAUGAGGAGAAGGCGGAGGCUCGGCAACGGGAGGAAUCGAAGGGCGCAGAUAAGGGUGGAUGCCCGCUGGGAAAGGCAACUGAAAAGCUCGCUUCGGCCGACAAGCCAAACGGCUUACAUGCUGUGGUUAUGGACGAAGAUGGCCAGAAGCUCCUUCAACCCCAGCAGGACGACGGGGCGAAGCGGCCGCAGAUGAUCUUCAACGGACCGGUGUUCUUCGGUUAUUCUGCCGAGCAAGCUCAAACCAUCCUCCAAGCUCUCCAGAAAUGA